Messenger RNA from Thlaspi arvense, 2454 nucleotides. The record is from the annotation of a GenBank genome assembly. Lineage: Eukaryota; Viridiplantae; Streptophyta; Magnoliopsida; Brassicales; Brassicaceae.
AUGUCACAGGUAUCCAGGAGUUCAACUGUGCCUUUUGCCUUUCUAGUGGUACUGUUGCUUUCCAAUCAAACCACUGCAUUGACUUGGAAUCUUGGUGAACAAGCAGUCCUGCACAAUUUUUUUGGGAUGGACAUCCCUGGUUGGCUUCAUCAUGUAACAAUCAGAAUUAUUGCGGUGAUUCCAGCCUUGUGUUGUGUGUGGAACUCAGGAGCCGAAGGUGUAUAUCAGCUACUAAUAUUUACACAGGUUGGUUGCUCUUAUGUUGCCAUCUUCUGUGAUCCCCCUUUUCCGAGUUGCUUCAUCAAGAUCAGUAAUGGGGACCUACAAGAUUUCUCAGUUUGUAGAGUUCUUAUCUCUCAUUACCUUUAUUGGAAUGCUGGCUUGGAGAUUAUAUUUCUCAUAGAGAUGAUAUUUGGGAACAGUGACUGGGUCAGUAAUUUGAGGUGGAAUGUGGGAAGUAGUACAUCCGUGUCUUACAUUUUUCUUCUCACCAUUGGUUCUACAUCAUUUUGUUUGAUGCUCUGGCUUGCAGCCACUCCAUUGAAAUCUGCUAGUUUAAGAUUAGAUGCCAAGUUAUUUAACUGGGGCAUAAACGAUGCUGUGCCUGAGUCAUUUGCGGAUAUAGAUGAAAGUGAUUUCAGCCAGGCCAGGUAUGAUGGUCUUGAUGGAGAGGAAUCCAUGCUGUUUGACAGGGCGGAAUCCAUAAUAAAACAAGAACCAAAAUUGACACCAGGAAUGCCUUUGGCAAGCCAUUCAGAUAUAUCAGAUAAAAAUUCUGCUAUGAAGUUAUCUGAAAUGCUGCUGCAUUCUGGUGACAUACUUCAUUUGACAACUACUGAGAACAGCAGUUCAAGUGCUGCGUUUCCUGGUCCCUUGAAACAUCAAGUGGAGGAGUUUCCAACCACUGUUGAAUCAGUUGUAGUGUCAACUGUGUUUAGUGAAGGUCUGGCCAAUGAGUCGGUCAACUUCAUUGCCUCAAAAUCACAACCAACUGACUUAGUAGAAAAGACUGUGAGUGUGGAGGGGGAUUUACAAUUUGGGACGGAUCAUGGUGGAGGGGUUUGGGAGCCUGAUGAAUCAUUUAGAGGGGCAUCUGGGAGGAGCCCAUCUUUAACACGAGAUGGACCUGGAUCAUAUAGGAGUGUUCGAGAGAAAACUGUGGACACUGGGAGUGAUACUGGAAGUCUCUCAAGAUUAGCAGGAUUAGGCCGUGGUGCAAGGUAUCAAUUAGCCACAGUUCUUGAUGAGUUCUGGGGACAACUCUUUGAUUUACAUGGCCAAGCAACACAAGAGGCAAAGGUCAAGAAACUGGAUGUUUUGCUGGGCAUAGAUUUUAAGAUUGAUUCCAAGCCUCCUGCUUCAUCAAAAGACAUCUUAGGGGUCCAAAGGGGCUCAUCCUCCUCGUGGUCCAGGUCGCUGCAGUUGUUAGAUGCAUAUAUACAGAAUCCUAGCAAAAAUGCUCUUGACUAUGGCGAGAGGCGCUAUUCUAGUUUGCGGCUUCCACCUUCUUCUAAUGGCACUGACUAUCAGCCAGCCACUGUACAUGGAUAUCAGAUUGCGUCAUACCUUAAUCGAAUUGCUAAAGCAAAGGGUUCUGAAUACUUGAAUGGCCAAAUAGAGGUACCGGCUUCACAAUCCCCAUCUUUGUGUGCACCGAACUGUCGAGAUCCUCUACCUUUUGCUUCAGGGAGAAGACUACAAAAUGGAUUAACCACUAUGAAGCCACCUGGUUUUUCAAGCACUGCUUUGCCUAGAAAAGUACCUUUGCAAUCUGAAAUGUCAUAUAAUGAUCCUUGCUCUCCUGGACAUGUUGGAAAUCUCAGUACUCCAGACAAUACAAAGAAAUUCCAUAGCUUGCCUGACAUAUCUGGGCUAUCUCUCCCUUAUUGGGACUCACAUUUGUCCAGUAGGAUUCCUCAAUGUGACCAUUCUAUUGGAUAUGUGUCAUCCUUGUAUCCAAAUACAUCAUAUACAGUUGGCAAUGAAGUUGAGAGUAAGCAAAGUUCAAAUCCUAUUAUGGACAUGGAAGCAGAUCUACUAGAGUCUUUUAGACAAUGUAUCAUGAAGCUUUUGAAGCUGGAAGGCUCUGAUUGGUUGUUUAGACAGAAUGAUGGGGCUGAUGAGGAUCUCGUAGAUCGUGCAGCUGCAAGGGAGAGAUUCCUUAUUGAAGCUGAAGCUCAGGUGAUGAACCGAAUGAUUCACACGGGUGAAUCUCAGUAUGCUUUUGACAGGAGGCCAGGAUCUGGACUGAAAAAUGAUAAGGCAGAUAUUGCCAAAAUUCUGCUUUCCUCAGUUCCCCAUUGUGGGGAUGGCUGCAUAUGGAGAGUGGAUUUGAUUAUAAGCUUUGGAGUGUGGUGUAUUCACCGGAUUCUUGAGCUCUUGCUUAUGGAAAGUAGGCCAAAGCUGUGGGGAAAAUAUACAUAUGUACUCAAUCGUCUUCAGGUAAGAUUUUAA